CCCACGUCGGUGUUUUCUCUCGAAUCUUGACGUUCUACUGCGUGAGCUGGGGAGCAUGCUAUUGCUCCGACCUCCACUGCUUGCAUUGCGCGUUUCGAGCUCGAGUGCUCGCCUCUCGUUCUCCCGACCAGCCAGCCUUUCUCAAAGUGUUGCCAUACGACGUCGUUUCCCAUGUACACGAGAAUUCCUAGCGUCGGCGCGAUCAAAACAGGAAUCCACAAGCUCGAACAAAGGCCACGAUGACCAGGGAAAUACGCUCUGUGUCCCUGAUCUCUCUCCAUCUCUCCCUCCAGCAGGCACCCGCGACCCUCUACACACACCCUCGCAACAUCUCGAAUCCAUUCUUAUAGUGAACAAGCUCCGGACGAAGCCUGUAGUCGAGGCUAUCGACAUGUUCCUCCGACAUCUCCGCACACACUAUCCGAAUACCACUGUCUACUCUGAAGACAGACCAGACAUUCCACCUGGAGUAGUGCCCUGGAAGUCAGGGCCCGACUCGCCCCCGAUCUCACUCAUCAUCACCCUCGGUGGUGACGGUACCAUCUUGCAUGCAUCCUCACUUUUUCGCUCUGGCGCUGUGCCGCCUGUGCUGAGUUUCAGUAUGGGGACUCUCGGGUUCCUAUUGCCUUUCCAUAUCGACGACUUUGCCCACGCCCUAUCAGCCGUCACUUCAGGCAGCGCGACAGUCCUGUACCGCAUGCGGCUCUCGUGUGAGUUCCGACAUCAUAAACGACAGCAGGAGGAGGUUGACGGCGGGAAUGAGCGCGAAGACGGCUCGCCCUGGCAGGUCAUGAAUGAAGUCUCCCUCCACCGAGGAUCCUCCCCACACCUCAACACCGUCGACCUCUACGUCGACGGGCAGCACCUCACCGAGGCAGUCUCGGACGGCCUGAUUCUCUCCACGCCGACCGGGUCGACGGCGUACUCGCUCUCGGCGGGCGGGCCUAUCGUGCACCCGUCACUGUCCGCGCUCGUGCUCACCCCAAUAUGCCCGCGCAGCCUGAGCUUCCGCCCGGUGGUAUUCCCCGGCGGGCGCGUCGUGGAGAUGAAGGUGUCAGCGCAUUCGCGCGCGCCGGCGCACGUGAGCAUGGACGGGCAGGUGGCGAGAGUCCUUAUGCCCGGGGAGAGCGUCGUCGUGCGCGCGAGCGACUAUCCGAUUCCGUGUAUCAAUCGGAGCUCGAUUGGAAGGGGCGAGGAGGGUGAAGACCAGGUGCGUUGCAUUCCUACUGUCUUGGAGGGGGCGCCGCCGGGCAAGGAGGACGAUUGGGUGAGGGAUAUUAAUAAUUUGCUGCAGUACAACGCGACAUUUAGGAGUAAGGCGCUGUUGAGGCAUGAGCGGCGGUAGCUAGCCGCAAAUGGGAGAUAAAGGGAUAAAGGGCUGCUGGGCGGGUACGUUAGUUUCGGUCGAUAUGUAUCCAUAGCACGGUCAGGAGUUGGGGGGCGUGUUGUCGUAAUCAUUUGGGAAUAUCAUUAUGAUGCAGCUUUUUCGCUUGAUCUGUCCGGCAAGAGUGCUGGAGCGAUGCUCAUCUCUAUCCUCG
Molecule: messenger RNA, 1538 nt
Organism: Gloeophyllum trabeum ATCC 11539
Lineage: Eukaryota; Fungi; Basidiomycota; Agaricomycetes; Gloeophyllales; Gloeophyllaceae
Product: ATP-NAD kinase
Exons: 9
Coding region: 56-1345 (429 amino acids)
Biological process (GO): NADP+ biosynthetic process; NAD+ metabolic process
Molecular function (GO): NAD+ kinase activity
Source: RefSeq, a predicted model, not a curated record